Molecule: messenger RNA, 2662 nt
Organism: Dryobates pubescens (Downy woodpecker)
Lineage: Eukaryota; Metazoa; Chordata; Aves; Piciformes; Picidae
Gene: KPNA3
Product: karyopherin subunit alpha 3
Exons: 17
Coding region: 122-1702 (526 amino acids)
Biological process (GO): NLS-bearing protein import into nucleus
Cellular component (GO): nucleoplasm; cytoplasm; nucleus
Molecular function (GO): nuclear import signal receptor activity; protein binding
Source: RefSeq, a predicted model, not a curated record
CCCCCCGCCCCCCUCUCCUCCCCCCCCCGCGCCCUCCCCUCGCGCGAGCCGCCGGGAGCCGCCGCCGGAGCCGCCUCGCAGGAGCUGGGAGCCGCCGCCGGGAGCUGCUGCCGCCGCCACCAUGGCCGAGAACGCCGCCGCCGCCGCUGCCGGCCUGGAGAACCACCGCAUCAAGAGCUUCAAGAACAAGGGCCGCGACGUGGAGACUAUGAGGAGACACAGAAAUGAAGUCACAAUUGAGUUGCGGAAGAACAAAAGAGAUGAACAUCUUUUGAAAAAAAGAAAUGUUCCCCAGGAAGAAAGUUUAGAAGAUUCUGAUGUUGAUGCUGACUUCAAAGCACAAAAUGUAACACUAGAAGCUAUACUGCAGAAUGCCACAAGUGAUAACCCAGUGAUCCAACUGAGUGCUGUCCAAGCUGCAAGAAAACUCCUAUCCAGUGACAGAAAUCCACCUAUUGACGACCUAAUAAAAUCAGGAAUUUUACCAAUUCUGGUGAAAUGCCUAGAAAGGGAUGAUAAUCCUUCAUUACAAUUUGAAGCUGCAUGGGCAUUGACUAACAUAGCAUCAGGCACUUCUGCACAGACUCAAGCUGUUGUACAGUCUAAUGCAGUACCUCUCUUCUUGAGACUACUUCAUUCACCACACCAGAAUGUUUGUGAGCAAGCUGUGUGGGCUCUCGGAAAUAUUAUAGGUGAUGGUCCUCAGUGUAGAGAUUAUGUCAUAUCACUGGGAGUUGUCAAACCUCUUCUGUCCUUCAUCAAUCCCUCCAUUCCCAUCACCUUCCUUCGGAACGUCACAUGGGUCAUUGUAAAUCUCUGCAGGAAUAAGGACCCCCCACCGCCUAUGGAGACAGUUCAGGAGAUUUUGCCAGCAUUGUGUGUUCUCAUUUACCAUACAGAUAUCAAUAUUCUUGUGGACACUGUUUGGGCUUUGUCCUACUUAACAGAUGGUGGAAAUGAACAGAUACAAAUGGUGAUUGAUUCAGGAGUUGUACCUUUUCUAGUUCCCCUUCUGAGUCAUCAGGAGGUUAAAGUUCAAACAGCAGCACUGAGAGCAGUAGGCAACAUAGUAACUGGUACUGAUGAGCAGACACAAGUUGUUCUCAAUUGUGAUGUUUUGUCUUAUUUCCCAAAUCUCCUGACGCAUCCAAAAGAGAAGAUAAACAAGGAAGCAGUUUGGUUCCUCUCCAACAUCACAGCAGGAAACCAGCAACAAGUUCAGGCUGUAAUAGAUGCUGGGCUAAUCCCUAUGAUCAUACACCAGCUGGCUAAGGGAGACUUUGGAACACAAAAGGAAGCUGCUUGGGCAAUUAGCAAUUUGACAAUAAGUGGGAGAAAAGAUCAGGUUGAAUACCUUGUCCAGCAAAAUGUAAUCCCACCAUUCUGCAAUCUGCUCUCAGUAAAGGAUUCUCAAGUGGUACAGGUGGUCCUGGAUGGCCUGAAGAACAUCCUGAUAAUGGCUGGUGAUGAGGCUAGCACAAUAGCUGAAAUUAUAGAAGAGUGUGGAGGCUUAGAGAAAAUUGAAGCCUUGCAGCAGCAUGAGAACGAAGACAUUUAUAAACUAGCGUUCGAAAUCAUAGACCAGUAUUUCUCUGGAGAUGAUAUCGACGAAGACCCCAGUCUCAUUCCUGAAGCCACUCAAGGAGGUACUUACAACUUUGACCCAACAGCCAACCUACAAACAAAAGAAUUUAAUUUUUAAGUUCCAAAAAGUGCAGCUUCUCUGUCCCACACCAGGAUGAAGCACCACCAGAUGGCUACCAAGAGAAGAAACAAAAGGCUCCAAGACACACAAUGCCUCUUCGUUUUGAUGCUUCUAAAGCAAGCCAUGUAUCGGUCACUUUGCAGUUGCCAAACGUCACUAUCACAUGGACUGUAAAUGCAUAUGCAUGAUCUCUUAAACAACUCUUUCAGAACCCUUUUUAACAGUCCCAACUACCUUUUUUUUGCCUUUUUCCUGGUGCCACGUGCUGACAACCGCAGUUUUGUUAAGAGAGAUUCCAUAGUGGUGGCACAUUGGCUUUCCAUGGAAACGUAGCUUCUUUGGGAAACGGUGCGCUGUGGAUCAAGACACUUUGGUAUGAUGCCUACAUUUUGGAAGACUUUACAGGGGCCCAGUUUGCUCUGAGCCUUCCUCCUCCUCCUCCUCCUCCUCCUCCUCCUCCACAAGCAUAUUUUCGUAAUACUUCACGUGGAAGAAUAGAUACAAAAGGAAAAACAAAACGCAAGCCAAAUGCAUUUCAUUGGUGAAACUGAAACGAAAAGUUACUUUAAACACAGCAAAACCAACACCACUUGGCAACUGGUUAAACACUUCAGUUUAGAACAAACAAACAGAGAAACAAAGAGAGAAACUACUUCAGCUGUGGGUAAUUGAUGUGUGUUCAUUGACUGCCUCAGAAACCAGGGUUGGAGAAUGAACUGUAGAUUUGGACUGGUAAAGCUUUUUUUGCCAUUAUACCUAAUUUUUUUUGAGAACAGCGAGCCCUCUUUGACCACUCACUUCAGCCUGUGUGUUCCUGCUGUUUUUGAAGUAAUCAAAUGCUGUGCAUGGUAUUUUACCUGAGCUACAACCUGUUAUGGACUUGAACUUCUGUUUAAGCUGAAAGCAAGAGUCCCAGACUGUAGAAAACAAAACAAGGAGAAAAAUUUCUGUCCAAAA